Messenger RNA from Chroicocephalus ridibundus (black-headed gull), 1150 nucleotides. RefSeq names its product TNF receptor superfamily member 17 (gene TNFRSF17). The transcript has 6 exons. Gene Ontology annotation, molecular function: signaling receptor activity. Gene Ontology annotation, biological process: tumor necrosis factor-mediated signaling pathway. The coding region runs from base 361 to 864 and encodes 167 amino acids. Lineage: Eukaryota; Metazoa; Chordata; Aves; Charadriiformes; Laridae. The record is from RefSeq and is a predicted model, not a curated record.
GCGUCGCCGGGUGGCUGCUCCCCGUUCCCUCAUGCCGAUUCGGAUGAGGAGGGGGAAGAUGAGUGUGUCGCGGUGGCCCCGGAGCGCCAGCCCAUCCCGCGGGGUCUGAGGAGAGCCGGCCCGACGCGGGGUAUCACCUCACGGGGUUCCCGCCUCCCGCAAGGACUCAGCGUCUGGAGUUAGUGCGACUCUGACAUGGAGAAGCUCAGAGUUGCCACGUCCACCGCUGGGUUCCAUAACAUCUCUAGGCCAGAUCUCCUGCCUUAUACAUGUGGCUGUAGGCGUAGAACUCUAUGAACUGACUGGAUUAACAAAUUAAAGUUGCUUGCUGUGUGGUGAGUUCCAUAAUUGCUGACCCUGAUGGCACACUGCCCCAAAAAUGAAUACUUUGAUAAUUUGCUGCUCUCUUGUAAGCCUUGUCAUCUUCGAUGUUCUAGUACACCACCACCUUCAUGUGAAAACUACUGUGAUAAGAGCACUGAUUCAAGUGGAGUUCUUUGGAUUUGUUUGGGCUUGGGAGUAAUUUUAAUACUCGCUCUGUUCACCUUAAUGGUCCUGUUUAAACGGAAGCACCUAAAGCAACUAAAAGAAAAACUGAAAAACACAGGCUCUUCUGUGGAGCUGAAUAAUACUCUCAAGGCUAAUACAGAAAGCAGUGUGAAUGCAGAAGGAAUUAGACACUCACUUCAAAGUGAAACAUUAAUGUAUUCAGUGGAAGAAUGCACUUGUAGUGACUGUGGCUUGGUAAAACCUCAGACUGGCUGUGAAACUUCAUUUCCAUUACCAGCUACAGAAGAAGGAGCUACUGUUCUAGUUACCACAAAAUCUUUUGAUUAUUGCAACUAUAUUCUGGGUGCUGGGUGACUAUGAGAGAAGUAUAUUUUUACUGUAUAAUAAUAAAUGAGUUAUUCCAGUAUAGUUAUUAAUCUUAAUACUUGCAGUCAGUGGAGAAAGCAAGUACAUCAUUCUUACAGAUCUUCCAUUGAACUUUCACGAAUAUUGUCACAUCAUUUCCAACUCUAGUAUCUCUUUGGUCAGGUAUUUCUACAUUAUUCUGAAGUACUAAACUAGUCAUUGGAAUUUUUAAUUUCUGAAAGUCCCUAUGUAGGAUGGCUUUUUCUGCCUUCAGAGAUUGUAUAUACUUACACUG